UCCCUUAGCAACGGCUGGGGAUGCCUUGGUACAGCCAGCCAGGGGCAGAGAGGGCUCUACAGGCUGAGUCCAUAGGGGCAUUGGCUGGGGUGUUUGCAUUAAGGUGUACAGCUCAGCAGAGUGAGACUGCUCUCUAGCUUGAGCUGUGACAGCUGCUUCCUCCUAAGCACUCAGCCAUUGGCACAACAAACUGCAGUUUUCUUUGUAUUUCCUGCACGAUUCAAAAGGCAGUCUGCAAAAAUGAGCCACCCUCACCCUGGACCACUUGCAACUUACAACAGCCUCACAGACAAACACUUGACUGGAUACUUCAGCAAUACAAGGAUAAGACGGCAUCUCCACCGAUCAGGGCUGAUCUCAAGAAGUGGAAGAAUAAUAUCAGAGAAAGAAUAUCGUCUCAAUGUGAUGAGGAAGGAUCACCAAAAAUAUGUUCGGGAGGGCCUAGCUCAGGCCAUAUUUCGCAGGGUCCUUGACAUGGAGCGUCAUCACCAACUAGAAAUAAAAAGAAAACUGGAAAAUGUUGUGAGGAAGGAGAGGGUGCAGAGAAUCAAGGUGGAACAUUCAAGAAGAUCAGGGGAAGAUGCUAAUCCUCUGCUCUCUCCACACCCACCCACCGCUCCAAGAAAUCAUUAUCGACACCCUCCUUUAGUUGAUGGAGAACAAUCUGGUCAUUCACAAUUGUCUUUCUCUCCUCGACCAAACACUGCACCAGAAAACAUGCACCGCCCAGUUCGGCUGCAACCGCUUCACAGCUAUGCCACAGCAGGAUCUGUACCAAAGGCUCUGAGUUCCAAGCAGAAGGUGUCAAUGCUUGAACACAAUCAUCAUUUUACCAAUGGGGGAAAUAAAGGUAUGAUAGGAUUGACAAAUUCAGUGGAUUACUCGAAUGGAAUAUCCCCAUAUCAACUUCCCAUCAUUAACAAUUAUGUGAUACCGGUGCCACCCCCACCCCAAAAAGGAGAUAAGAAUGGAAAGUCUGUGAGACAUGGGGCAGCCAGAGGGAGACUGUUUCGUCCCACCACUGCACCAAAUGGCUUGGAGCAACUUUUAACAAAGGAUUCAGGAAAAUUCCACAAGCCCUCAUUACGGAGCAACGCAUCUGUUACCAUGAUUUAUUUAGGAAAAAAUGUGCACUUAUCUCAUGAUGAUACCGAUUACAGAGAUGAAAUCAAAGUCUAUCAGCAGCAUUGUGGAGGAGAAAACCUUUGUGUUUACAAAGGCAAGCUCCUGGAAAGAGAGACCUUUCAGUUCACCUCAAAGCGGCAUCAUGGCUUCCCCUUCAGUCUCACCUUUUUUCUCAAUGGGAUACAAGUGGACAGGCUGAGCUCCUGCUGUGAAUACAAGCAUCGGAAAGGUGCAAGACUGGGAGGCAAACAAGGAUACUUUGGUUUCGUCAAUGUGGACAGAGCAUCCCCCUGCUAUCGCUGUAUUAUUGAAAUGGGUCUGGACAAAAAGCCCUCUCCUCCCAAGAAAGAAAUGAAAGAAGACACUAAAGAAAGGCUUGAGGAAUCAAUGAAAGUCAUAGAGCCCAAUGAACCCAGUGAAAGCAGUACUGAACAGGAGGCAAACAAAGAAUCAGCACUGGUUAUUUCAUCUGCCCAAGAAAAGGAGCCUUCAGAGGAUAAGAUGGAAAUUGAAGAGGAGGAAAGAAGAGAAGAAACAAGAAGGGGAAUAAAUGAUGAGAAUGACCAGGAAAACUCCAGCAAUGAUGUUUGUCACUUCAACAUUUUAAAAACAUUGGUGGAAAGAAACAGAGGUGAACAAUUAAAUUUGAAAGAGUAUGAUGAAGAUUUUGAAGCAGAUGAAGAGAAAUCAGAUGAAGAAGUUAAUGAAGAAGGACAGGCUGAUGAUCAAAUGAAUGGAAUGUCAAAGUCACCCUCAGAUGAUGAAAAAGAUAAUUUAGACCAUGAAAAGGAGAGUAAAAGCUCAUCAGAGAAGGCCUCUGACAGUGAGAAAGAUGAAAGUGAUGGAUACUCCGACAGUGACUCAAAGGAGGGUAAACAAGGUGAAGUAGAUGAAGCAGCUAUUUGUGAAAAAGUUGCAGCUGUGAGAAAGAUGCAGUGUUUUUAUAGAAACUAUAAAAGCCAACAGAAACUUAUCUCAGAUAGGAAGUCUGCAUCUCCUUUCUCAUCCAGCAGCGCCCUAUAUAGCAGUGAAGAUGAGUCUGAAGCUGAAAAGACAAAAGACAAUAUUACAGGCAAUGAAAAGGAAGAUAUUGAAAAGACUUCUGAUGAUCAAACAUACGCACAAUGUGAAAAAGAGAACAAGGACAGCAAACUACUGCAAAUGGAGGAAAACUUGGAAAUGGAAGCAGACGAGGAAAUGGAAAUGGAUGAAACCAGAAAGAUGGAAGCAGAGGAUGUGUCAUUUAGAGAAGGAAGUAAGACUCUUCCUGAAAGUAUCAUGGAAACAUUGCCCCAAGACACAGAUGAAAUCAAUGGGGAACUCAAACGUGGGUCAAUAGAAAAUAACACAAGGGAAGAUGGGGAGGAGGCUGGAAAUAACAUGAGGGAAGAUGGGGAGCAGGAUGUUCUAGUGCAUUUGGAAAGCAGCACUGUGGAAGCAGAGGAUAGAAACAAGGAGCCUCUUGAGGUUGAUGAAGGAGGUGAUUGCAAGUCUGUCCAAGAGAAAAUAGCAGAAGCAAUUGAAAAUGAUUAUCACUUGAAUUCUGAACCUGAACUCAGUGAUUCCAGUACAGAUGAGGAAGAAGAGACCUUAACAAGUGAAGCUCAUGACAUAAAUGAAGUGCCAGAUGGAGCUUUCUUGGCAGAAGGAACAAGAACAGUUGAAAUACAGAAAGCAACAGAGCAAAUGGUACAAGAUGGGUGGAUGAUGGGGGAGAAAAAAGAACUUGAGGAGGAAGAGUUUAUUGCUGAGGAAAGAACUGCUGGCACCAAUGAAGAAGGAGAUGAACGAGCUCUAGAGGAAGAUACAUUGUCUAAGAAAGAAGCAGCAUGUUUGAUGGAAGGGGCAGUAGAGAGCAGGCCUGCUGCAAAAGAGACAGUAUCUGAAGAGGAAGGAAUAAUGCAAGGAGACUCAGAAGAGAUGGGGAGAGGAAAGAAAUGGGUAUCUGAUGGAGAGGAGGCAUCCAAAGGAAAUGUAGUUGAGGAAGAAGAUGUAAAUGAGGGAGAGGAGAAAGUGGAAGAUGCAGUGUCUGAAGAAGAGGAAAUGGUGGGGAAAAUUACCUUGAAAGUAGAGGAGGUGGUAAAAAUGGGUGAAGCAAUGUCUGAGGAAGAAGAUGCUGCUGAGCAGGCAUCUGAGGAGACUCUGAAGGAAAUGGCAUUUGAAGCAGUGGAGUCUGUGGGGAUGACAGAUUUUGCAGGGAAAGAAGCUGUGAGGGAGGCAGUGCCUAAUGCAGAGGAGACUGUGGAAGAAGGAGACUCCUCAGGAAAGGAGCCAGCUUCUGAGGGAGAGGUGGCUAUGGAAACUGUGUGUGUAGGAGAGGAGGUUGAAUCUGAAGAGAAGAUUGUGGAAGAGGCAACUCUGGAAAAGGCAGAGUCUGCAGUAAGAGAGGUUGCAGGGCAGGUGGAAGCUGAAGGAGGACAUUAUGUGGCAAGGACAGCUUCAGAUGGGGAGGAGGCGCUGAAGAAGGUAGCAUCUGCCGUUACCAGCCAUGUAGAACCUGAGGGACAAAAGGUUGUGGACAAGGCAGCAUUUGCAGUAGAGACGGUUGAAAGGCAGGGGGGAUCUGAAGAUGAGAAGGUAGCAGAAAAGGCAGAUUUUGAAGGAGAAAAGACAGAGUCUCUAGCAAAGGGAACUGCAGAGCAGGUGGGAGAGACUGAAAGAGAGGCCAUGGAGAAGGUGGCCUUUGAGGGAGAGGACUCUGUGGAGAAGGCAGGAGAAGUAAAGGAGACUCUGAUGCUUCCUUCAGGGCAGGUAGUAUCUGAAGGAGAAACUGUGGAGGAGGUGGCUUUUGAGGGUGGGGAGGUUGUGGCAAGGGCAGAGGCUGCAGUAAAGGUGGUUGCAAGGCAGGUCGACGCUAAAGGAGAGGUUGUAAAGGAAGUGGUUUCUACGGGAGAGGAGGUUGUGGGAAAGGGAGAAUUUGUAGCAGAUGAAUUAGUAGAAGCAGUGCAGGUUCCCAGAGUGGAAGGAGGAUCAGACUUAGUGUUGGAGGCAAAGGAGGUUACCCUACUGGGAGGUGAAGCUAUGAGAGAGGAGCCAGUGGGAGCAGGAGAAGUUCUCUUGUUGGAAACAGCAGCCAAACCAGAGGAACCAGUAGGAUUAGAGAAGUUUCCCAUGAGUGAAGCAGUGUCUGAAAUGGAUAGGACAGCAAAAGGAGGGGAAGAUCAUGUAGUGGAACCAGUUCAAGAAAAGGAAGCAACACAAAAUAAAGAUCUAGAAAAGGACCCCACAGUAGACAAAUCAGCACCGCAGUGGGAGGAAAUAUCAUUGGACAGAGAAACAGAGAGGGAAACUUUAAAGGAAGGAGAAACAUGCAACAGUGAGGACGGCCUAGUGGAAGCAUCUGAAAAAGUUAGAGCAAAACAAAAACCUGAAGAAGAAAUGGUAGAUGGAGAAGCAUGCGUAGGGGAGUUGGAGGCUGAGAAAAUGACAACUGAGAGAGAGGAAGUAGGGAAGGCUGAAAAAGAGGAAGUGACAAAGGAAGCAGAUAAACAGGUGAUGUUGUCAAUGGCAGCUCUUGAAAUGACAUCUAUAUUGGAAGAAGAGGUACCUAGUGAUGAAGAAUCAAGAGAAAAAGCCAAUAUAAAUAUAGGAGAAGUGGAAAGUGAAAAUUUGGGGGCUGAGGAAGUGACAAUGGGAGGAGAAAGAAUGUCAGAAGCAUUAGCCUCUGAAGAGGCAAUGGCAAAGGAAGCUGCAGGCAUUGGGAAAGUAAAGGGAAAUGCAAUAACACAUCAAGGUGAGGAGAUGGAAGGAAAAUCAGCACCUGAUGAGAAAGAGGAGGCAGAAGAAGCAUUAACUGGAUGUGAGGUGCAGAAAGAGGAAGAAAGACAUGAAGAGGGCCAUGUAAUAGAGGAGUCAGGUUUUGAAGACCAGAGAGUGAUCACAGGAGAAAGAGUCGCCAAAGAAGAUGGAAGAGCAAGAAAAACAUUUCCCAAAGAAGAAAAACUAAUGACAAAAGUAUCACUGAAGAAAGAAGGAGAAGCAGUGACUGAGAUGGAUUGUGUGACUGAAGAAACGGCAUCUUGCUGUGGUGCAGCGAGGGCACAACCUACCCCUGUAGGAGAGGAAGGAACUGAACAAAGAGAGGCCAACAGGAACUACAGGAUGGGGAGAAGUGGGACAGAAGACAUAAGGGGAGAAAUCAAAUGGAAGCAAUUUGACAGACACAAAAUAGCUGGAACAGAAGUGACAGAAUCUAGAGCAGAAAAUCCACCCGGCAGUCCUGGAGGUGCAGAGCUGCUUGAAGUCAUGCACAAAGAAGAAAGCCCUGCACAGAUAAGCACAGUGACUAUGGGAGCACCCAUUGCUGAAGAGAGAAAUGGAGAAGAAUGGUGACUGAAGAAUGGUCUAAAGCUGGACAUAAUUAUCUUCCCUUGGAUACAAUCCCAGAACGGGGAACAAAGACUCAUCUAAGCAAUCUCUGCAGUUUCUUCAGUGCUAUUAUUUUAGUAACAUUUUUACAAAUCACUGUAGAUUUGUACUGGUUGGGACAUUCACUCUUUCUUUAUUUUACUUUAUGAGUACCAUAACCAUCUGUUACAUUUUACUGGAGCAGCUCUAGAAUGUGCAGCAUACAACUGAAAUAGACCUAUAUAGCCAGUCUUGGAAUUAGCACUCCUUUAUAAUUAUGAAGACAAUAAUCAUAAGGAUUGUUCCACAGCUGUCAUGUAUUUUUUUUGUUCUCAAAAUACACAGAGUUAUUACACUGCUUGAACUUAAACCAAAAAAACUCAGCCAGUUUGAGAUGGCUACACAGGAGGAUAAAUGAUGCUUUAUGUAUAAUAAUAAAAAUGGUUGCAAGUGGUUAUAUGUAUAGAAAUGUGUAUAUAUCAGUAUCACUCCCUCUCUUCUAUGCAGCUUUUUGCAUGCCGCUAUUCUCUGAGGUAUCAUCUUCAUGUGUGCGUGUGUUUAUGGUACCCCUGUGUUUUGACUGGGGCAUUGAGGGAACACUGUAAAGUAAAUAUUAAAUUAUUAUAACAAAAAGAAACCCAGUUCUGCUUCCACGUACACAGUGCAAAUCUUGCAGGAGCUAGUGAAAACUAUGUUAUGUGAUGUAGGACAGAACUACCUCCACUGGAGCAUAUUCUUUCCUUGUACAUGUGUGUACAUUUACUAGAGUGGAAAAUAGAGCAUAGGCAUGAAGUCAGGACUGCAUGUGACAGCACUAGAUGGGGAACAGCUGAUGCCUGAGCAUAGUGGCCCCACUAAAGCCUUAUGAGAUCUAAGGUUCCCUUUUGGGCACAUGCAGUGGUGAGGAGUAAUAGCAUGCUGCACUUCCAAUACCUCUUAAAGGAGCUGUAAAGCAUGGCCCAUCAGACAAUUUCCUGUUGCCAAACCCUGCACAGAUCCAACCUGCAGAUCUAAGACACUCUAGAUUAGACCUGGAGGGAACACUGCAAAAAUUGCCGCAUAAACCUAAUGAAUGAGUGGCGUUUUCACUCUCUGUUUCUUAUGGGCACAACUGAGCAAACUUUUGUUUGGAAGAACAUGCUUGCAUGUGUGUGUAUUGAUUCAGGGAGCGGCUGUAUCUUAAAAGCUUUCUAUGAUCUUGUGAGUUGCUUGGUUAGGAUUUGGAACCUGCACAAUGUAGCUUAAAUGGCCUAUCCCUUAGUACAAAUAGCAAAUGCCUAAAGCAGUUGUAAUGGUGAAUAGUCCUCAAGAAAAUCUAAAGCCUGAAAAAUGAAGUUUAUUUCCUACCUAUGGGGACUUUUUACUAUCUUGCACCAUCUACACUUUUCCCAGAGCCUGACGAAGGGACUUUGAUCCCAAAAGCAUCCAGAAAAGGACAAUUUUCUUGUCAUUUUCCAGUUGGUCUAAUAAAAGGUAUUAUUUUGGAACCAAGAGUUCUAGCUUUUUGUAAACCAUUCACCAAGUCUUUCUGGGUGUCAGCAGCUAAGACAGAAACUGUAAAAUAUGUUGCUCAGCUGUACUCAGUACCUGUCUCCCUUGGGACCACUGGCUGCCUCUGCUGUCCCAAAUAAUUCAGUUCAGCCUCUAGUAAUUUUUAACUAGGCUGAAUUUCAAAUAUUGCCAUUAUUAUGCUUACUAAAAAGCAAGAACCUAUGUUUGAAAGGUUUUUCACCAUUUCCCACACCCUCAGCGUGUAAGUAGAAUCAUAGAAACUUAGGGUAGGAAGGGACUUCAGGAGGUCAUGUAGUCCAACCCCUGCUCAAAGCAGGACCUUCCUCAAUUAGAUCACUUCAGCCAGUGCUUCGCCUAGCUGGGUCUUAAAAACCAUCAUGGAUGGAGAUUGCACAACCUCUCUGGGUAACCUGUUCCAGUGCUUUACUACCCUCCUCAUGAGAGUUUUUGCUAAUAUCUAAUCUAAACUUCCCUUGCUGCAACUUGAGACCAUUGCUCCUUGUUCUGUCAUCUGCCACCACUGAGAAUAGCCUAGCUCCAUCCUCUUUUGAACCACCCUUCAGGUAGUUGAAGGCUUCUAUUAAAUCCUCCCUCACCCUUCUCUUCUCUAGACUCAGGAAGCCCAGUUCCCUCAGCCUCUCCUUAAUAAUUCAUGUUCCCCAGCCCCCUAACCAUUUUUGUUGCCUCCUGGUGGACUUUCUCCAAUUUGUUGACAUCCUUCCUGUAGUGAGGAGCCCAAACUGGAUGCAGUACUCCUCACCGGUGCUGAGUAGAGGGGAAUAAUCACUUCCCUUGAUCUGCUGGCAACACUCCUACAAAUGCAGCCCCGUAUGCUGUUAGCCUUCUUGGAAGCAAGGGCACACUGCUGGCUCAUACUCUGCUUAUUGUCCACUGUAACCCCCAGGUCAUUUUCUAUAUAUCUACUACUCCGCCAGGCUUGGUGUAAUCUGCAAUGCUGAGGGUGCACCCUAUUCCAUAUUCCAGAUUGUUGAUGAAGAUUUUGGACAAAACCUGCCCCAGGACCAACCCCUUGGGGACUCCGCUUGAUACUGGCUGCCAACUAGACUUUGAGCUAUUGAUAUACUACCCUUUGAGCUCAACAAUCCAGCCAGUUUUCUAUCUACCUUACAGUCUAUUUAUCCAAUCUGUACUUCCUUAGCUUGCUUGUGAGAAUGUUGUGGGAGAUCAUAUGAAAAGCCUUGCUAAAGUUGAGGUGUAUCAUGUCCACUGCUCUUCCCACAUCCACAAAUGCAGUCAUCUCAUCACAGAAGGCAAUCAGGUUGGUCAGGUAUGACUGGCCUUUUUCCAGAGACUGAGGUGAGACUGACUGAUUUGUAGUUUCCAACAUCCUCCUUCUUCCCUUUCUUUAAGAUGGGCGCUAUACCUGCUCUUUUCCAAUUGUCCAGGACCUCUCCUGAUCAUCAUGAGUUUUCAGAGAUAAUGGCUAGCUGCUUUGUAAUCACAUCAGCCAACUUAGCACCCUCAGGUACAUUAUCUGGUCCCAGGGACUUGUACAUGUCCAGGUUUUCUACACAGUCUUCAACCAAGUCUUUCACCACUUGACUGCUCACCUUGUCCCCAAACUGUUCUGCCAGGGGUGGUAGUGGCUGAUCUUGCCUGUGAAGACCGAGGUAAAGAAGGCAUUAAAUACUUCAGGCUUUUCCAUCGUCUGUCACUCAGUUGCCUUCCCCAUUCAGUAAGGGACCCACACUUUCCUUGAUCUUCCUCUUGUUGCUGACACUUUAGAAACCUUUCUUGUUACCCUUCACUUCCCUUGCUAGCUGCAACUCCAACUGGGCUUUGGACUUCCUGCUUUCAUCCUUGCAUGCCCAAACAAUACUUUUAUAGUCAGCAAUACUUUUAUACCUAUAUAAAAUGGUAGGUCUUUUUAGAAGCUUAACCUUACAAGAUUUGCAGGUUUGUUUCUGUGCAAGUAUUUCAGGCUAUACACAGCAUUUUGCAGAGUCCAUGUGCUUAUUUGCAUGUGUUGACUAGUAGGGAUUGCUAACAGGUGCUGUGUGAUGUCCUCCCUCCUCUAAGGCUUCAGAUGCUGCCUGAACUACCACUUAGUUUUAACUGGAUCAUGGAAUAAAAUCCAAAGACCUUACAGUAAUUUAUUACUACAGGUUAUUUUUGGUGCACCCACAGGUCAGUAAUUUAAACAUAAGUAACUUGUCUUUGUUGUUUCCUGUAUUGAUAGUUGGAGUUGUGUUUCUAGUCUGGGUACUAAAAAAGAAAGGGAGAAAAGUAUCUAGAGAAGAAAACAACACCCCCCACCCCAAAACAACACAAAAACAAAAAACAGAACUAAUUUCCCUUAAAAGAAAACACAGUGGAGUACUUUCAUAGUCACCAGCAAGGCAUUGUCAGGUGAGCCUGUGAAGUACCAUUGAAGUACUUAGUCUUAUGCAAGAUGUGCAAUACAUUGCUUUGAAAGCAUGCACUUGAAUUGGGACCAUUUAACAGUGGUAAUUUUUAUAAACCAGGGAAUGUCCAUAGAAUAGAUAAGAGUAUUCAAUGAUAUUCAAUAUUAAAAGUGAAGUAAAUGGAUCAUAUUCAUUUAUGUAUUCUUCAAAUGAAUAAAUCUGGUAUUUGUUCUUAAUUUAAAAUCUUGUUACUGGUCUUCAACUGAAAGUGUGUGUGUAUGUAUGUGUACUUUCAUGUUUGCUUUGGUCUAUAUCUAAAAAGUCAUAUCUCACUUUGCGUAGUUCUUCGUAUUUUUGGGAAGUACUACCUUGUAUGACUAGUAAUAAUCACAUUCACAUUGGGCCCAAAGCCCCACUCUUCAUCUUCUUAUCCAUUUCAAUGGGCUUUGGAUCCAGCCAAUUAUUUUAUACAUCAUCAAAGCCUGGAGCAUUAAAUAAUUAAAUGACAUUAAAUUACUUUUUGAAGUAC
Messenger RNA from Alligator mississippiensis (American alligator), 9879 nucleotides. RefSeq names its product glutamate rich 3 (gene ERICH3). The record is from RefSeq and is a predicted model, not a curated record. The transcript has 17 exons. Lineage: Eukaryota; Metazoa; Chordata; Crocodylia; Alligatoridae. Bases 241 to 5457 code for a protein of 1738 amino acids.